Molecule: messenger RNA, 6462 nt
Organism: Menidia menidia (Atlantic silverside)
Lineage: Eukaryota; Metazoa; Chordata; Actinopteri; Atheriniformes; Atherinopsidae
Source: the annotation of a GenBank genome assembly
AUGGCGGAUGUAACCGCUCGUAGCCUGCAGUAUGAGUACAAAGCGAACUCAAACUUGGUGUUGCAAGCUGAUCGCUCUCUUAUCGACCGAACUCGGAGAGAUGAACCCACCGGAGAGGUACUGUCGUUGGUGGGCAAGCUGGAAGGGACCAAGAUGGGUGACAAGGCUCAGAGGACCAAACCGCAGAGGCUGGAAGAGAGACGAGACAAGAGGCGGAAAAGAGAUGAGGACAGGCAUGACAUCAAUAAAAUGAAAGGCUUUACACUCCUGUCUGAAGGCAUCGAUGAAAUGGUGGGAAUCGUGUACAAGCCUAAAACCAAAGAAACCAGAGAGACCUAUGAAGUGUUGCUCAGUUUCAUUCAUGCUGCUUUAGGAGAUCAGCCUCGAGACAUUCUGUGUGGAGCAGCUGACGAAGUUUUAGCUGUGCUAAAGAAUGAUAAAAUGAGGGAUAAGGAAAGGCGACGUGAAGUUGAGCAGCUUCUUGGACCUUCUGAUGACACACGCUAUCACGUCCUGGUCAACCUGGGAAAGAAGAUUUCAGACUAUGGAGGAGACAAGGAUUUACAAAACAUGGAUGACAACAUUGAUGAAACGUAUGGAGUCAACGUGCAGUUUGAAUCUGAUGAGGAGGAAGGGGAUGAAGAUGUUUUUGGUGAAGUGAGAGAUGACCAUUCGGAUGAAGACAGUGAAGGAGAGGAGGCGGGAGUAACCACCACGCUUUCAGCCAAUCUUGGCGAAACGGGCGAUGUGAUGACAGUGAAGAAAAAGGAUUUACAUCCUCGGGACAUCGAUGCCUUUUGGCUCCAGCGUCAGCUCAGUCGUUUCUACGACGAUGCCAUUGUCUCGCAAAAAAAGGCUGACGAAGUACUAGAAAUCCUCAAAACAGCCAGCGAUGACAGGGAAUGUGAGAACCAGCUGGUGUUGCUGUUGGGCUUUAACACCUUUGACUUCAUUAAAAUCCUCCGUCAGCAUCGUCGCAUGAUUCAGUAUUGCACCAUGCUGGCGAGCGCUCAAAGCGAGGCUGAGAAAGAACGGAUCAUAAACAAGAUGGAGUCUGAUCAGGAACUGUCCAAGAUUCUGUAUCAGCUUCAGGAGACGGAGAAGGAGGACAUUAUCAGGGAAGAGCAAUCUCGCAGGGAGAGGGUGCGGAAGUCUCGCGUGGAUGACUUGGAGGCCAUGGACAUUGACCAUGGAGAGUCAAUGGUGCCCCGGCAGCUUCUAGACCUUGAUGACUUGGCCUUCACCCAGGGUAGCCAUUUCAUGGCAAACAAACGUUGCCAGCUGCCAGAUGGUUCUUUCCGCAAGCAGCGGAAAGGUUAUGAGGAAGUCCACGUGCCUGCUCUGAAACCAAAGCCAUUUGCUGAUGAUGAGGUCCUCGUCUCCAUUGACAAGUUGCCCAAGUAUGCCCAGGCUGGAUUCGAAGGGUUCAAAACUCUUAACCGUAUCCAGAGCAAGUUGUUUAAGACGGCCAUGGAAACGGAUGAAAACCUGCUCGUGUGUGCCCCAACGGGAGCCGGAAAGACCAACGUUGCCCUGAUGGCAAUGCUGAGGGAAAUUGGGAAGCACAUAAAUCUGGAUGGGACGAUCAAUGUGGACGACUUUAAAAUAAUCUACAUUGCUCCCAUGCGUUCGCUGGUGCAGGAGAUGGUGGGAAGCUUCAGCAAGAGAUUGGCGAGUUACGGCAUCACAGUGUCGGAGCUGACAGGAGACCACCAGCUCUGCAAAGAGGAGAUCAACGCCACUCAAAUCAUUGUUUGCACCCCCGAGAAAUGGGACAUCAUCACGCGGAAAGGCGGCGAGCGCACCUACACCCAGCUCGUACGCCUCAUCAUCAUCGAUGAAAUCCACCUGCUGCACGACGACCGGGGGCCUGUGCUGGAAUCUCUGGUGGCCAGGACCAUCCGUAACGUGGAGCUGACCCAGGAGGACGUGCGGCUGCUGGGCCUCAGCGCCACACUGCCCAACUAUGAAGACGUGGCCACCUGCCUGCGGGUAGACCCUGCAAAGGGACUCUUCUACUUUGACAACAGUUUUCGCCCCGUGCCCUUGGAGCAAACUUAUGUCGGCAUUACAGAGAAGAAGGCCAUCAAGCGUUUUCAGAUCAUGAAUGAGAUUGUGUAUGAAAAGAUAAUGGAGCAUGCAGGAAAGAACCAGGUGCUGGUAUUUGUCCACUCCAGGAAGGAGACUGGAAAGACUGCAAGGGCCAUAAGAGAUAUGUGUCUGGAGAAGGAUACCCUGGGCCUCUUCCUCAGAGAAGGCUCUGCAUCCACUGAAGUGCUAAGAACUGAAGCUGAGCAGUGCAAGAACCUGGAGCUGAAAGAUCUGCUCCCUUACGGCUUCGCCAUCCACCACGCUGGAAUGACCAGAGUCGACCGUACGCUGGUGGAGGAUCUGUUUGCUGAUCGGCACAUCCAGGUUCUGGUGUCCACGGCCACUCUGGCUUGGGGUGUCAACUUGCCAGCACACACCGUCAUCAUCAAAGGAACCCAAGUCUACAGUCCCGAAAAGGGCCGAUGGACAGAGCUGGGAGCCCUGGAUAUCUUACAGAUGCUUGGACGAGCCGGCCGCCCCCAGUAUGACACCAAAGGAGAGGGUAUCCUGAUCACGUCUCAUGGAGAGCUGCAGUAUUACCUGUCCCUGCUCAACCAGCAGCUGCCCAUCGAGAGUCAGAUGGUGGCCAAGCUCCCGGACAUGCUGAAUGCGGAGAUUGUACUGGGCAACGUGCAGACCGUAAAGGACGCCGUAAACUGGCUGGGCUACACGUACCUGUACGUGCGCUUGCUCCGCAACCCCACCCUGUACGGCGUCUCUCACGACGACCGGAGUUCUGACCCGCUGCUGGAGAGGCGCCGGAUGGACCUUAUUCACACAGCGGCCAACGUCCUGGACAAGAACAGCCUCAUCAAAUACGACAAGCGGACCGGCAGCUUCCAGGUUACGGACCUGGGGCGCAUUGCCAGUCACUUCUACAUCACUCAUGACUCAAUUCAGACCUACAACCAGCUUCUGAAACCCACUCUCAGUGAGAUCGAACUCUUCCGAGUGUUUUCACUGUCCUCGGAGUUCAGGAACAUCAACGUCAGAGAGGAGGAGAAACUGGAGCUGCAGAAGCUACUGGAAAGAGUUCCAAUUCCUGUGAAGGAGAGCAUUGAGGAGCCUAGUGCUAAGAUUAAUGUGCUGCUCCAGGCCUACAUCUCUCAGCUCAAACUUGAAGGCUUUGCUUUGAUGGCAGAUAUGGUCUAUGUCACACAGAGUGCUGGACGCUUGAUGAGGGCCAUAUUUGAGAUUGUGCUGAACCGGGGCUGGGCUCAACUCACAGACAAGACCAUGAAUCUCUGCAAGAUGAUCGAUAAGAGAAUGUGGCAGUCAAUGUCUCCUCUGCGGCAGUUCAAGAAACUGCCAGAGGAAGUUAUUAAGAAGAUCGAGAAGAAAAACUUCCCCUUUGAACGUCUUUAUGACCUCAACCAUAACGAGAUUGGGGAGCUGAUCCGAAUGCCGAAGAUGGGGAAAACCAUUCACAAAUACGUCCACCAGUUCCCCCGACUGGACCUGGCCGUCCACAUACAGCCAAUCACCCGUUCCACACUUAAAGUGGAGCUCACCGUCACACCUGACUUCCAGUGGGAUGACAAGAUCCACGGGUCGUCCGAAGCUUUCUGGAUCCUGGUUGAAGAUGUGGACAGCGAGGUCAUCCUCCAUCACGAGUACUUCCUCCUUAAAGCCAAGUACGCCCAGGACGAGCACCUGGUGACAUUCUUCGUCCCCGUGUUUGAGCCUCUGCCGCCGCAGUAUUUCAUCCGAGUGGUCUCAGACCGAUGGCUCUCCUGCGAGACUCAGCUCCCAGUGUCCUUCCGUCAUCUCAUUUUACCAGAGAAGUACCCCCCACCCACGGAGCUGCUGGACCUGCAGCCGCUGCCCGUCACCGCUCUCAGGAACUCUGCCUUUGAGGCUCUCUACCAGAACAAGUUCCCCUUCUUUAACCCCAUUCAGACACAAGUCUUCAACGCUGUGUACAACAGUGAUGAUAAUGUGUUUGUUGGCGCUCCCACCGGCAGUGGAAAGACCAUCUGUGCAGAGUUUGCCAUUCUGAGAAUGCUGCUGCACAACGCUGAAGGCCGCUGUGUGUACAUCACCCCAAUGGAGGCGCUGGCCGAGCAGGUUCGUCAAGACCGUGGAAGCAGACGCUCAGUCGUGCAGCUUUAUGACAUCCUGAACAAGAAGGUGGUGCUGCUGACAGGAGAGACCAGCACAGACCUGAAACUCCUGGGAAAAGGGGACAUUAUUGUCAGCACCCCUGACAAAUGGGACAUCCUGUCUCGCCGCUGGAAGCAGAGGAAGAACGUCCAGAAUGUCAGCCUUUUCAUCGUGGAUGAGACGCACCUUAUAGGUGGAGAAAAUGGACCUGUGCUGGAGGUCAUCUGCUCCAGGAUGAGAUACAUCUCCUCUCAGAUUGAGCGACCCAUUCGCAUCGUGGCGCUCAGCUCAUCUUUGUCCAACGCCAAAGAUGUAGCCCACUGGCUGGGCUGCAGCACCACGGCCACGUUCAACUUCCACCCCAACGUCAGACCCGUGCCUCUGGAGCUGCACAUCCAGGGUUUCAAUGUCAGUCACACUCAGACCCGCCUGCUGUCCAUGGCUAAGCCGGUAUAUCACGCCAUCAUGAAGCACUCUCCCUCUAAGCCGGCGGUGGUGUUCGUCCCGUCCCGCAGACAGACUCGGCUCACUGCCAUUGACAUCCUCACUUUCUGUGCUGCUGACGUGGUUCCUCAGAGAUUCUUGCACUGCACUGAGAAAGACCUAGCUCCCUUCCUGGACAAAAUUAACGAUCCCACUCUAAAAGAGACUCUGGCCAACGGCGUGGGAUACCUGCACGAGGGCCUGUCUCCAAUCGAACGCAAAAUAGUGGAGCAGCUCUUCAACUCUGGCGCAGUUCAGGUGGUGGUAUCCUCCCGCUCGCUCUGCUGGGGCAUCAACAUCUCUGCGCAUCUGGUCAUCGUCAUGGACACGCAGUACUACAACGGAAAAAUCCACGCAUAUGUGGACUAUCCAAUAUAUGACGUCCUGCAGAUGGUGGGCAAAGCCAACAGACCCAUGCUGGAUGACGAGGGCCGCUGCGUCAUCAUGUGUCAGGGCUCCAAGAAGGACUUCUUCAAAAAGUUCCUGUACGAGCCUCUGCCCGUGGAGUCCCACUUGGAUCACUGCCUCCAUGACCACUUCAACGCCGAGAUUGUUACCAAGACGGUGGAGAACAAACAAGACGCAGUGGACUACCUGACAUGGACCUUCCUCUACCGCCGCAUGACGCAGAACCCAAACUACUACAACCUGCAAGGCAUGUCCCAUCGCCACCUCUCCGACCACCUUUCCGAGCUGGUGGAGAACACCUUGCACGACUUGGAGCAGUCCAAAUGCAUCAGCAUCGAGGAUGAAAUGGAUGUGGCGCCUCUCAAUUUGGGCAUGAUCGCCGCCUAUUACUACAUCAACUACACCACCAUCGAGCUGUUCAGCAUGUCCCUUAAUGCCAAGACCAAGAUCCGAGGCUUGAUUGAGAUCAUCUCCAAUGCUGCCGAGUACAAGCACAUUCCCAUCAGGCACCACGAGGAUGCUCUUCUCAGACAGCUGGCACAGAAAGUGCCGCACAAACUGAACAACCCCAAGUUCAACGAUCCCCACGUGAAGACGAACCUGCUCCUCCAAGCUCAUCUGUCCCGGAUGCAGCUGAGUGCUGAGCUGCAGUCGGACACAGAGGAGAUCCUGAGCAAGGCGGUCCGUCUGAUCCAGGCCUGCGUGGAUGUGCUGUCCAGUAACGGCUGGCUGAGUCCUGCGCUGGCUGCUAUGGAGCUGGCCCAGAUGGUCACCCAGGCCAUGUGGUCCAAGGACUCGUACCUGAAACAGCUGCCCUUCUUCACCUCAGAGCACAUCAAGCGCUGCACAGAUAAGGCAAGGGGCUCUGCUACAUGUCUGGAAAAGCCUUCAGGUGUGGAGAGCAUCUUCGACAUCAUGGAAAUGGAAGAUGAGGACAGAACCGGUUUGCUGCAGCUCUCAGACGCACAGAUGGCCGACGUGGCUCGUUUCUGUAACCGCUACCCCAACAUCGAGCUGUCGUACGAGGUGGCCGAAAAGGACAACAUCAAGAGUGGCAGUCCAGUUCUGGUCCAGGUUCAGCUGGAGCGAGAGGAAGAGGUGACGGGUCCUGUCAUCGCACCGCUCUUCCCUCAGAAACGUGAGGAGGGCUGGUGGGUGGUGAUUGGAGAUCCCAAGUCCAACAGCCUCAUCUCCAUCAAGAGGCUGACCCUUCAGCAGAAGGCCAAGGUGAAGCUGGACUUUGUGGCACCGGCGAUGGGCAUCCACAACUACACGCUGUACUUCAUGAGCGACGCAUACAUGGGCUGUGACCAGGAGUACAAGUUCAGCGUGGACGUGAAGGAAGCCGACAGCGACGGAGAUAGUGACUCAGACUAA